AAUUCACUCCAUCACAACGAAGUGGGUUGAGAAAACGUCGGAGAGCACAAUCACCUGUCAACAAACAACCAGAGAGCGUGGAAGAAUGGGUGGAAGAGGACAAGUUGGACUUGUGGGAGAUCAGAUUCUUUGGUGAACGGUUGGAGAGAGCUUCUGUUGUCACUAAGCGUUCUGUAGGAGAUCGUGGGGAGUCCGUCCAGACAGUGACCACACGUGGAGCAUCCCCUGCAGAGAUUAGGGCACGCAUGGAGGAACAGUUGAAGAUCCAGAGAGCAACUUUCAAUCAGAAGAAAGCCCUAGAAAGCACUCCUCUUGCCAAAGGUGGUGUAGUGAAGCUCUCUUUGUGCUCUGCAGCAACUCUUACAGCUACUGCUGGAGCAAAACUAGCAAUACCAUCCAACCCUGGAGCAACAACUAAAGUUGUGCAAGCAGGGUCCUCAACUAUCAUGGCUGUGAGUGGACAAAUUCCAACUAUUGUAUCUGGAAAGAAGAUCAUGACUACGAGAGAUGGUCGUAUAAUAACAGUGCAGACAACAGCACCCAACAGCAGCACCACACAACAACAGGGAAAUUCUGAAAACAGUGGUAUUAGUCUUGGUAGUAGCACAAUUUUUCCUGUUGGAAGUGGUCCAAAAGUCCAGGUUACUCCUCAGGGAAAUAAGAUCAUCAGAUUACAAGCCGUUGGAAGUGGUGGUGGACAGAGGAUGAUUUUACCCAGGUCGACAAAUUCAGCUGUGUUACAGUCACGUUUUCCAAGGCCAGUAGCUCCAGCAACCACAGUCACCACAAACACUACCACAUCAUCAUCUACAGGAGGUACAGUUGCUACUCCUCGUGUACCAGGCCAACAAAUACAAAUUAUCAGACUGUCAGAUGGCCAGCUGCAAGUCAGAGGACUCUUAGAGGGUCAGCAGUUGGUUCAGCGUCCUGAUGGAAAAUUUCAGCUCAUUCAUACAAAAAGUGCUGUUGCAGCAGCCAACACUCCUGCCACCACUACAGUGUCAACUUCUUCCACUAUACAAGUGACACAGCAAACAAAAAUGGUUCAGCCUACAACAGUUAUUAGUAGUGGUUUAACUGGAUUGGAUAAUGCCAACAAAACUACAAUUACAGGUAGUUCUACAGUUACCAGCCCAACCACUCAUGUUGUGAAGGUAAAUGGUCAACAAGUCCUUUUGAAACACAGCAGUGAAAAUAAACAAGUUGUUACUGUAGGUGCUAGUGAAGCAGCAGCUGGGACCCCUCCAUCAGGCACUGCAAGACAGGUUGUUGUUCAAAGUGGACAGACAUCUCCACGCAUAAAGACUAUGCUGGCUCCUGAUGGCACCAUGGUGAAAACAGUGUUAUCCAACAAUACCACUACACCUGUAAUGUCUCCAACAAGUACUACUGCCACUACUACAUCAACAAGCACAACAACAGCCAGUGAUAACCAGAAUACUGCUAGCUCUGGUAGCAGUUUGACAUUGAGAGUACAAGUUCGCAUGACAGAACAAGGUCCAAAGACAAUUAUUCAAGGACUCCAGCCUGGUGUUGGCUUGACAAAAGACCACAUAAUGGCUAUCCAACAGCAAGUUCGGAAUAUGCUUGCCCAGUAUAAUUUACAAGUAAAUCAGUUGUCACCAGUGAUGGCAUUAACGCUUCAUGUGCCAAACAAGCAACAAACAUCCUCAGCUUCAUCCCAGUCUCAGGAUGAGCCACAGUCACAACAGGCAGCUACACAACAGGGACAGCAAAGCUCUGGUGGAACAGUAUUUAGAAGUCUUCUAGCAUCUCCACAGGUUUUGCAAUCUCCAGCUGUUAUUACUGUAAAGAAUGCAGUGACAGACUCGGGAACAAAUGCAAAUGAUAACAUGACUUCAGAGUCGGAAGUAACCCAAACACUGCCCACAAGUCUCUCUCCAAAUGAUGAGAAGAAACUAACAUCACCUGUGUCGUCACCUAAGAAGUUUGUUCUCACACAAGAGUACAUUCAGCAGACAAUAAAGUCCGCUUUAAGUAAAGAAGACUUAGCUCCAGAUAUUGAGGAGAAGUUGAUGCAAUUACAAAAGUACAACAGUGAACAGACGAAGAAGGAGGAAGGAACAGGCUUGCUCACAUCAUCAUCUGCAGCUGUGACCACAAACUCUGCCACGAGGAACACUACCUCAAAAAGGAUCAGGGACCAGGAUGAUGAAUGGGACUCAAGUGAAGUGAAACAAAACCUAGUCACAUCAGUGCCACCUCAGAAACCACGGCCAAAAAAGCAGCGGUCAGAUUCCAGGCCUAGCGAGACCAGCAAACCAAAGAAAACUUCGGCAAAAUCUGAAGCUGUUGAUGCAAGGAAGAAGCAAGCUCUUCAGCACAAACUUGAGUCGCUCAUGUCCCGGCAUAAGGACCUCUUAAAGAAGGAUAUCCUGAAAAAGAGAGCACAGUUAGAGAAGGAGCUGCAAGUUGAAAUACAUAAAGAGUUGUCUGUGGCCCGUUUGCAGCUACAAAUGUUGGAAAAGAGCAAGCCAGAAACACCAAUGCCCACUCAAGUUAUUUCACCAAGAAAAAAGAAGAUUGUUACAGAGUCCCCAACAACACAAAUGUCAUCAUCUGGUGGCCUUGCCUUAUCAGCAGACUCCCCACACCUGCCUCAACCAUCCUCAAACUCACAAACUCCCACAAACAAGGCACCAGUGUCUACUAAAUCGCCUACAUCUGCAAAAUCAACAGGGAAGUCUACCUCUGCAAAGAAGUCAUCAAAGAACAAAAACAAGAAGAUUGUUUGUAUUUGUCGUACACCAUUUGAUGAUACAAAAUUUUACGUUGGCUGUGAUCUGUGUGGCAAUUGGUUCCAUGGAGACUGUGUAGGCAUCACAGAAGCCAUGAGUCGUAGCAUGACCGAAUACGUCUGUGAUGAUUGUGCAAAUGCCAAGCUCAAUAAAGAACUCUUCUGCUUUUGUAGACAGCCAUAUGAUGAAACUCAGUUUUAUAUUUGCUGUGAGCAGUGUGAGGACUGGUAUCAUGGCAAGUGUGUGGGCAUCAUGCAAGCAGAGGCUGAUGACAUAGAUGAUUAUAUUUGUCCCAAAUGUGAUUCAAAUAAUGUGUGGAAUUAUCCAUGUCAGAAGAAUCUCACAUCAAAGGAUUACACAGAACUUAAGAAAGUCACCAAAAGCCUUAUACAACACAAAAAUGCGUGGCCAUUCCUUGAGCCAGUGGAUCCCUCAGAGGUACCUGAUUAUUAUAAAGUUGUUAAGGAGCCAAUGGACCUCAAGACAGUAGAAAGUCGUGUGGAAGCCCAGUCAUACCAGCAACUCGCCCAGUUCAUAGGGGACGUCAUGUUGGUAUUUGACAACUGCCGACUCUAUAAUCCUCCUAAUUCUUCCUUCUGUUCUUGUGCAGCAACACUAGAGACCUUCUUCUGUCAGAAGCUUCGGAGUCUGAAGCAAAGACUGAGUCAGAGGUAGUUUUAAAAGUGGACUGUGAAAAUUGCAAUAAUUGUCCUUACAAUAUCUAAAAGUUGACUUUGCCGAUGCAACACUCUGGAGUGUGUAUAGUUACCCCAAUAGUGAAGGAUGGUUGUGAUUAAACAACAGUGUACUGAAUUGUCAUUAAUAUGAUUUUGUGUAAUAUAUCAUUAUUAUUACUUUUUCAUUUAUCUUUUAUUUAUUUAUUUUUUUAUGGGUGUGUACAUUCAUGCAUGUGUGUGAGAUAAUCAGCAAAGUCAAACUGGAUUAUCAUAUCAUUAAGCAAUUUAUGCAUUGAAAAGUGUUGUCUUGUGGCUGCAGAAAUGGUCCAUUUAGGUCUUGUUAGCAUCAGAUUACAUUGGAGAACUGUUGCACCUUCUACAGAUUUUAUUUUUUUAUAAUUUAGUAUAAACAGAAAUUAAUGACUACUAAAAAAAUUAUAUUGCCUUAUGAUGAGGAGCAUAAUCUUGUCAUCCUGUUUUUCAGUUUGGAAAAUUGUUUGAAUUUUCCCCUCCCUCACAAUUUUGCUUCAUAAAAUGUAGUUACUGAAUUUUGAGAGAGUCCCACAUGAGGCAGAUACAAUUUAUAGUUGUUAUUCUGUUUAAUAAGAAUAUCAAAAUAUACAGGAUUAUCUUCUUCAGUGUCAGCAGUAAAAAUGUGCAUUGUAUUUUAUUUUUUAUUAUUAUUUUUUUUUUCUUUUCUUCUUUUUUUAACAAAGAUGUAUGAGAAUGUUUUUUGAGGAAUUUAUUAUUGAGAAUUGUUGAGUGCUAAGCUGCAGAAAAAGUGAUUUCUGUCAUCUUUGCACAUAUAUGUUAUGCAAUAGCUUAGUGUAACAUGAUAUUGUACAUAGAGAAUUUGUAUGUACCCUAUUGUACAUUAUAUUUCUGUAGACUAUACAUACCAGGUACACUUUGCAUUAUUAAGAGGCACAUUAUUUUUACUGAUGAUGACCAUAUCAAUAACAUUGAUAUAACAUAAAGUGUAAUGAUAUGUAACACAGUAGACUCAUAUUUAAUCAGCUAUUGUCAUAUACCUGUAAUCCCUUUGAGUGUUACUUCAAUUUCUUUGAUUAGUCAGAUAGUGGAUAUCACCUUUAUGUGACAUUCCUACUGUAGAUAUACUUUGAGAAAUGAGUCGCACAAAUUAAUAACAGUGUCCCGUGAUAAAUAGAAUAAAUAUGUAAGAGAACUGCUAUAUGCGUCUGUUGUUGGAAGUACAAUUCAGUGGGAUGACAGAUGCUCUGUGUUCCAUGAAUAUUUUAGACACCUAUUUAUGGACAAUAUACUGAAAGCUGUCCCUCCUUCCCUUCAUAGCUCGAGUUUUAAUUCCUAGAUUCUUCCUCGAGCAGUCUUGCUGGCCUUGUAAAGGAUUAUAUUUGUAGAUAUUGCUCUGCGUGUGCUCCACUACUGCAAACCAAACAGUUUGAGUGGCUCGUUAAUUGACUGCUUGUACAAAGAUAGCAAGGUUAUUUUAAAUUUGAGUAGGUACCCAACCUCAAUCUCAUAUCCUGAAAGUUCAGGGCCAAGUCAACCUUUUUACUUUUAGCUGUAAAUGUGAAAAAGAAGUGUCACCAACAAAGUGGUACCAAAAGUUGUAUUGCUAGGUGACAAUUGUAAGUAUUUUUACAGAUUUCCAUAGUCCUUUUAUUCAUAACACUCAUUCAGCACAUAUGAUAUAUGUAACUUCCUGGUUUCAAAAGGCAUACUUUUGUGCACAUUUGAAAUGGACACGCUAAACACAUGUACAUGUUUACACUUUGUUGCCAAGUUGUAUAUGGCUGUUCAUGGUCUUCACAGCCUCAUCUCAGCUAAGUACAAAAUUUAUCUUUGUGAAGACAUGUUACCAUGGAUAAACAUAUUUGUAAAGGUAAUUUGUAAUAAGAGUGCAUUUGUUUUAUAAAGUCGAGUAUUCUAAA
Messenger RNA from Penaeus monodon (black tiger shrimp), 5349 nucleotides. Its product is annotated as nucleosome-remodeling factor subunit NURF301-like. Gene Ontology annotation, cellular component: NURF complex. NCBI's taxonomy places the organism in Eukaryota, Metazoa, Arthropoda, Malacostraca, Decapoda, Penaeidae. The record is from RefSeq and is a predicted model, not a curated record. Gene Ontology annotation, biological process: regulation of transcription by RNA polymerase II. Gene Ontology annotation, molecular function: RNA polymerase II cis-regulatory region sequence-specific DNA binding.